AUGGGAGAUGAUGCGCCUGACCACAUUUUUACGGAUGAGGAUGCGGACGAUCUCUCAGAAUGGCAGUGCGACUGCAACGAAGACCCGGAACAUUGCGAAUGCGAGCAAACCAAGUUGAUUGUACGAUGCUACAACGACGAAGACGAAGACGAUUUGAACGAGAGUUUUUUGGAUUUUCAGAGACAGCGCAAUGCCGUCAAGCGGAGGGAACGCAUAUAUAAGUGGGAAUGCGAUCAGGAAAAGGCGAGGGCACUAGGAGCUAUUCCAGGGAUCCUAGAGAACGAGAAAGCCAAGGUCGCUGAAAUCCAGGCUGCCAUCAGCGACAUCGUCAAAUCUAAGGCCCCGAACGCGAAGACGCCUGUCAACGUCAAUCACCGUAUGUACGACCUAUACUGUGUCGAGCUUUGCGAGCUCGUUAAACGUGAUGGCGAUGCCGAAGGAAACGUGAUCUACUUUGUCACACGACGCGACAUUGAGGACAUGGGCCCUUACGAUGACCCCGAAUGUAUCAUCGAGCUUGAUUCCGUGCCCAAGAGGUGCAACCCGGGAACAAAGCUGUACGCCAUGGUAGCGCUCUAUGACGUGUCCCCUGAAAUGAUUGAAUGGUGCUCGAAACUGUUCCCCAAUCCCACCCACGCUGGCGAGUACAACAUCAGCAGGUAUCAUGGGGGUAAAGGCGAAUGUAUGGAAAUCAUCUUCCAUAACAACGAGUACCUCGAACUCAAAGUCUCUGCCAAAGCUGUUCUCGAUAUUUGCGACGGCGACGACAAGAAGAAGUUCAACGAUUACUUCAACAAGGAGAAGAAACCAUUUUUCCACAUGUACGGUGUCUAUAAAGAUCCAAAGGAGGCUCGCGAGGCCCUCAAUUGUUGUUGGAGUGGUCAUCUCACGAGGGAUCUGAGGAGAGGUCUGAAGUAG
Colletotrichum aenigma is the source of this 918-nucleotide messenger RNA. RefSeq lists its product as uncharacterized. Lineage: Eukaryota; Fungi; Ascomycota; Sordariomycetes; Glomerellales; Glomerellaceae. Bases 1 to 918 code for a protein of 305 amino acids. The record is from RefSeq and is a predicted model, not a curated record. The transcript has a single exon.